AGAGGCACAGACGGAGCAUCAUUUGCAAUGGUUGAGGAAAGCACAGAGUAAUGGGAUUGGUUGAGGGAGGGUGUAGCGUCACCGCCAGUGAGGGGGAGUUCUGAGGAUGCUCCGCUGAACUGGGAGGGAAUACAUUCGCUGUGAGUUUGCACUGAGAGCUCAGCCAUUAUCAGCUGUGCACAGAGAACAGGGGCUCCUCUGCAGAAUCAUUCUCCACACCCGGUGCUUGUUGACUCUUCUUUUCUCUCAGCUGCAGCCAUGAAUUAUUUGCGCCGGCGCCUCUCGGACAGCACGUUCAUCUCCAACCUGCCCAAUGGCUACAUGACAGACCUCCAGAGGCCUGACAAUGCUCAGCCUCCUCCACCUGCCUCCACCACCCCUGCCAAGUCUCCUACAACCGGGCCUACACCUCCAGCCACUUCCCCUGCUCCAGAGAGGAAACCCCAGCCAUCUCAGUCCUCCGGAGCGGGCUUCUUCAGCUCCAUCACCAACGUUGUUAAGCAGACAGCUGCCUCAGCAGGGCUAGUGGAGCAGACCCAAGUCACGACACCCAAGAAGUUCAAGAUUCUCCUUGUGAUUGAUGAACCACAGCAGGAGUGGGCGAAAUUAUUCCGGGGGAAGAAACUACAUGGAGAUUAUGACAUCAAAGUGGAGCAGGCUGAAUUCAAUGAGAUCAACGUGGUGGCUCAUGCUAAUGGCACCUGCAACGUUAACAUGCAGGUUCUCAGAAAUGGCACCAAGGUUAUCAGGUCAUUCAAGCCCGACUUCGUCCUCAUUCGUCAACAUGCCUUCAGUAUGACCCAGAAUGAAGAUUUUCGCAACCUCAUCAUCGGUCUGCAGUACGGAGGGGUCCCAUGCAUAAACUCGCUGGAGUCCAUCUACAACCUGUGUGACAAGCCAUGGGUGUUUGCCCAACUUAUCAACACCCACAGGAAGCUGGGUGCUGAGAAGUUCCCUCUGAUUGAGCAGACCUUUUAUCCAAACUACAAGGAGAUGGUAAGCAUGCCAUCGUUUCCUGUUGUUGUGAAGAUUGGACACGCCCACUCUGGUAUUGGAAAGGUGAAGGUGGACAAUCACAGUAAGUUCCAGGACAUAGCCAGCGUUGUGGCUCUCACCCAGACAUACACCACCACAGAACCUCUCAUCGACUCCAAGUACGACAUCAGAAUCCAGAAGAUCGGCACUGACUACAAAGCCUACAUGAGGACAUCUAUAUCUGGUAACUGGAAGACCAAUACUGGCUCAGCUAUGCUUGAGCAGGUGGCCAUGACUGAUAGGUACAAGCUGUGGGUUGACACCUGCUCAGAGAUUUUCGGGGGUCUGGAAAUUUGUGCAGUCAAAGCUAUCCAUGGGAAAGAUGGCAGAGAUUUCAUCACCGAGGUGGUGGGCUCUGCCAUGCCCCUGGUGGGUGAGCACCAGGCCGAGGACAGGCAGCUUAUCGCUGACAUGGUGCUGGCAAAAAUGAACCAGGCAGCAGAGAACGAAGCUAACGCUCCCCAGAGACCCACCACCAUACAGCCAUCCCAGGGAACUGGCCAGAAGGGAGAGCUUGUCGGUGAACCCACUAAAAACAGUGCCGGGCGCCCGCCUCAAGGUUGUCUGCAGUACAUUCUCGACUGUAAUGGCGUUGCAGUGGGUCCAAAACCAGUCCAGGCCAACUGAGUCACCCAGGGGGAAAGUGUGGAAGUCUCAGAGUCAAGAUAACAACAACGUACCUUAGCUGAACACAAGCGCAGACGUGUGUGUGUGGUAUCUGAUAGGUAGAAUCAGAUCUUGGUGACGGAGGCUCGGUGCAGCUGAGUGCUGGCCUGGACUGUGUUUUUAACUCUAUGCAGUGUCAAAAUGUACUGUCUACUUGUUGACCUGUUGAUUUGUGUGCUUGUAUAGGUCACAUAUGUUUCAGUAGCUGUGGUUUUUUUCCUUUGGGGCUGUUGUUGAUGAUGUAAAAAGCAGAUUGUGCCUACACUGAGUUCAGUGCUGCUCUGUGCUACCCGUUCGACCCAGCUAUGGAUCUUUGAUUUGCCCCCUCCCCCUCCUUUUUCUGUUUCCUAUUUUGGUGUGUACCUUUAGAUAUUGUUCAAACUGUGGACUAUCGUGCAGUUUGAAGUUUGUGUAUAUCUCAAUAUGUAUACAGUACGUGAGUGUGUAUGGCUGUAGUGGUGAUUAUUUUCAUACUUAUACUAAUAGAUAUUUAUUUUUGUUUUGCAUGACUGAUACAAAGGAAGGUGCAAGUCAGUUAUUAAUGUCUGAUCAAGCAGGAUGUUCACGUGACAUCGCUGUUUUGCCCGAGCUGUGUUCCCUGUGAUUCAUGCAUUGUGAAUGUGUCAUAAGAAAUGCAUAUUAUCAAAGUUACUACAAGGAUACAUGUAUUCAUAACCAAACAUGCAUUACAACAGUGUGCAUACACACACAAUAGAGACAUACAGUAUGAGGCCUUUCUUAGAGUUCAUCUUUUCAUCUAUAUUGUCACAAUGUCAGAGAGUAUUUAGAGUGAUUUUAGGAAACUAAUAGAUGGACACAUAAUAAAUAUUAAAAAUUAGUCAAAGAUUUAUUAAAGAUUUUAUCAUGUAGGAUGUUGUGUGGGUGUCUGCACACACAUCUUAAAUAUAUUUAUAUAAUUUUGAACCAAAGAAUGAAUAAUUUACUUUGAAACAGUCUUUGCACUCCAGUAACCCACAAUGUAAAUACCAGUGAGGGGACUGUUAAUACUGCAGUGUGUCACAUGGAGUGUGUAAUUUCACCAGAGAACAGCGCUCCGAGACAAUACUUAUGUUUUCCAAAUUGCCUGUUGUGAAUCACACGCCAGUGAACUGAUGCUGUAUUCGAAUCGUCGUCUUUUUCGGUUGUGUGGAGGCAGACAUCACGGCUGAUAAUGAAGCCGUGUAUAAUGUCUGAUCUGCCGUGUAAUGCCAGAUAUAAUGCCCCCCCUUCCCCUCCGCUCCCCUCACACUGGAUAUUGGCUAUCAUGGUGUUGUUGCCAUGACAACAAUGCAAGUGCUCUGAGGUUUAGUGUGGACUCGUGCCCGUGUUACUGCCAUUCAAAGAUUUAACACUCUUCCUGCGAGUUGAUGGAAAGUGCAAUGUAGAUCUUUGUUUUUUCUUCUUAAUCAAUAUUGUAUUAAUUUUUUGAAAUAAGAUCUUCCAUUGAAUUAAUUCCAAAAGCUAUAGUCAUCAAUGUAUGUAUCGUUUCAAAACCUUUUUACACAGCUGUCACAAUCACUUGGUUGGUGUCCGGCGGCUUUUUUUUUGUGGAGGCCAUUUCAUAUAUCUAAUACCCUAAAUGGUGAAACAGCUAAAAAGCAACCAAAUCAACUGUAAAAAGAAAUCUGUACCGUUUUUCCAACAACUUAUUUGUUACUAUAGUAUGAAAUAUGUUCAGCAAGCUCUGUGUGCAAUUUCUUUUCCAAGUUGUAUAAAGUGCCAUUGUAUCUGUGAGCGUGUCCUUGUGAAAGCCAUGCCUGAGGCUUUAUGGGUGUGUUGUUCUGUUCAAUAGGAAAUAUGCCAUGGCGUUGAUUUCCAAGGGAGGAACGUGCAGAGGUACCAAACCCCCACUGCAUGGUUAGACCUUGGUUCAGUGGUCGUGGUGGAAUAUUUGAUCAAAUCUAACUGGAUGUGUUUAUUUGGCCAUUGUGUUGAGGUGAAACUUAUAUCUUCAGACCUGCAGGACUGUAACUAUUAAGGGCCGUGGUGACUUGAUAGUAAAUAUGUACUUUAACUCCGGUGUUGGACUGUUUAAAAUCACGAUCAGAGUACAAUAUAAUGUGGAAAAGAUUCCAUUCUGGAUAUUUCCCCUCUGUCACUGGCAAUAAAGCUUCCUUUGCAAUAUA
Messenger RNA from Epinephelus lanceolatus (giant grouper), 3827 nucleotides. The record is from RefSeq and is a predicted model, not a curated record. NCBI's taxonomy places the organism in Eukaryota, Metazoa, Chordata, Actinopteri, Perciformes, Serranidae.